Molecule: messenger RNA, 2019 nt
Organism: Moneuplotes crassus
Lineage: Eukaryota; Ciliophora; Spirotrichea; Euplotida; Euplotidae
Source: the annotation of a GenBank genome assembly
AUGAAGUCCUCUAAAAAGAUUCUUACUAACAUCAACUACAUCAGCCAUAUCAUCAAAUAUUACGGCUAUCUGCAGGAGUGAGCCAACCUAUUUAGAAGACUAUGAAAGAAGUCCCAAUCUGAGUGGGACCAGAACCAAAAGGCAAUAAUAAAUGUAAUCAUGAAAACCCCAGAGGCAAGGACAGUCAUAAAUAUUGGCCAUAUAGUGUACCCUCGUGUGUUAGAUUUCUUAAUAAAAGGAGACAAAUUUAACUAUUAUGCAAUUGAAUGUACUUUAUACAAUAAGCCACACUAUAAGAACAUUACCAAGUUCUUGAACGUGGUUUAUGAAAGAAAUAAAGAACUAGGAAUAUCUAAUCCUAAACUAUUCUCAAAAAUUAAGAUCAGCUACAAAUAAAUCUCCAUUUUGGCACCUUGGCUUUGUGAAGAGGUAUUUUGAGCUUGGAUUUGACUUGAGCUCAAUCCAGAUGGAUGAGUUUGAAGAGAGGUCUGGUUUAUUUAGAGAAAUAUAUAGAGAGAAGGCCUCUGAAUGAGUUUAUAUUGAUACUAUCAAGACUUCCUCAAGUCUUUUCAUUGAUUUAUAUCCUCAAUGAGAAACAGUACAAUUUGAUAUGUAUUUAACUCAUAAUAUUGAUGUAUUUCUCAAAUAAAUUUGAGAUUCUUGAACUUCAUUCUUUGAGUUUAAACAAGCUUUCUGAAAUAAUGGCUCAGCUUGAUACUCAAAAUAUACACUGAAAUUUAAUAUCAUUUGAUCACAGGUUAGAUUAUAUUGUUAAAGAUGAUGAGAGGGAAAAUAUAGAUCCAAACAAAUUAAACAUCUCCCAAAACUUGUCCAAUGUUCUAAAUUAUUUCCCGAAUGUAACUGCUAUUAAGAUUAAGCAAGAAAAUAAUGAUAUAAGUCAUGAUGCUUUCCAAAUAAUGACUCAGAGCCGAGAUAAUAUCACUUCAAGCUUGGCUAACAUCAAUUCUCUCUACUUUAACACUUGCCAAGACAAGAAUGAGAAAGUUCUUCACAUCAACAAAUCAAAAGUUGAAUUUAUCGUUAAAAUACACUCAGAUACUUCUGGAUAUGAUGAAUUUUAUGUCUUACAGGCAGACUCUUUUGAAUAUUAUUGAGAGUCCUACGAUAGUUUCUAUGAUAUAGACGACAUCCUAAUCUUGAAAAGUUCUUAUUAUUACUUCUACCAGUUUAAAAUAAAAAACUACAGACUUCUCUACACCGAAAAAGAAGCUUUGCAACAUGAAAGAUAUUCCGAAUAUAUCAAGAAGUUGUCAGGGCUUAAAGACUUGAAAGUUGCUGAUAUCUGCUUGAUAGGUGUAACUGAAAGAAUCCUCAAGAGUAAGACUAAGAGUAUGGUGAUAUCUAGCAAGCUAAGCAAUUAUAGACCUCAUUAUUACAUUGAAGCUUUUAAGUGUACUGGACGCUAUCCGUUCUAUGAUUGUAUCAACUAUGAUAAACUUAUUCCUGUCUUACAAUCAUUAAAGGAGAAACUAGUGUCUCUUUAUUUUCGGAACGAUGAGCCGAAUUACAGGAUCUAUGGAAGAACUAUUUUUGAAGAUGAAAAUGAGCCCAACAAAGAGCAAGCAAGUUUGGAAUCUAAAGAAAAAGAAGAUUUCAAAUUUUCUCAAUCUGACCAAGAGGGUGAAGAUUCUGAAUGUGCUCAAGCUAAUCUUUAUAUGGGACCAAAGUGAAAAUAAUGGAGAAGGAGAUGCUAAAUUUAUUAAAUUACUAGAUGAACUAGAUAACUGUCAUCUCCUUGAAUUCAAAGCAAACCUUACUCUCAACAACAGUAAAAAAUGUGAACAAAGACUGCUAAAAUUUCUUAAAGAUAAUACCAACCUCAGAGAGCUAAAAAUAACGACUUCAAACACUAACUUUCCUUCCCAUGCAUUAAAGGCACUUGCCAAAAACCACUCUCUUCGAAGUCUAACUCUCCACUAAACCCCAACAUUUCCAUCAAAAUUUCCCAUAAGCACCCUCAAAGAUCCAUAAUUAAAUAAAAACCUUUACCAUAAAACA